This is a messenger RNA of Aspergillus pseudoviridinutans, 1398 nucleotides long. RefSeq lists its product as uncharacterized. The coding region runs from base 1 to 1398 and encodes 465 amino acids. Gene Ontology annotation, biological process: transmembrane transport. Gene Ontology annotation, cellular component: fungal-type vacuole membrane. Gene Ontology annotation, molecular function: transmembrane transporter activity. NCBI's taxonomy places the organism in Eukaryota, Fungi, Ascomycota, Eurotiomycetes, Eurotiales, Aspergillaceae. The record is from RefSeq and is a predicted model, not a curated record. The transcript is spliced from 3 exons.
AUGACGCAAAGUAGAUGCGAAACAGGCACUGAGGAAAACCUUGGGCGUAACCAGAACGGCCCGACGGGCGAUGCGGACAAUCAGGCUACAGUGCCAUCACUUGGAACCUCUGGCGAUCUUGAAAAGUCUUCAGGACAAGAGCCACCGAACGAUGCGACUCGGCCUGCUCCAGUCAAGCCGCCAAUGUUUGAAGUACCAGAUGGUGGACUUGUGGCCUGGCUUCAAGUCGCUGGUGGAUUCUCCCUGUUCUUCAACACAUGGGGCAAUUUGAAUACUUUUGGGAUUUUCCAGACAUACUACGAAGAGGGUCAAUUGUUCAGGCAGUCAUCCUCAAACAUUGCAUGGAUUGGAUCCAUUCAAGCUUUCCUACUCCUUUUCGUCGGAGCCAUCUCAGGUCCGAUAUUUGACCGAGGAUAUCUCCGAACCCUUCUCGCUGUCGGCUCUUUCCUCAUCAUUUUUGGCUAUAUGAUGCUCAGUAUAUGCAAAGCCUAUUGGCAAGUUGUGUUGGCCCAGGGAUUCUGCAUCGGAAUCGGCGGUGGACUACUCUUUGUCCCAGCAAUAGCCCUUCUCCCAACCUAUUUCCGUAGGAGACUCGGUCUGGCCGUGGGUUUGGCUGCUGCGGGCAGUUCGAUGGGUGGUAUCAUCUAUCCGAUCGUCUUCUACCGACUUAUUAACCGGAUCGGCUUUGGCUGGUCUACUAGAGUCAUUGGGUUUAUCUCUCUAGCCACCUUACUCGUCCCCAACCUGGUGAUGAGACAGCGCAUCAGGCCUCACAAAGCCCGAGCCUUGAUUGACACCACCGCCUUCAGUGAUCGGCCUUAUCUCCUGUUCGUCUUCGGCGCGGUCACGGGCUUCAUCGGCCUGUAUGUCCUGUUGUUCUAUAUCUCCUUCUACGGUGAAGUCAAUGGCUAUACCAACCGGAGUUUAUCAUUCUACGUCAUCCCGAUUCUUAAUGCGGCCUCGGUCUUCGGUCGAACAGUCCCCAAUGCGAUAUCCGACAAGACCGGUCCUUUUAACCUGAUCGGCCCAGGAGCCCUGGUCUGCGGCAUCUUGAUCUUCUGCAUGCUGGCAGUAAAAAGUGCCGCCGGUGUAGUCGUCGUCGCCGCGUUAUUCGGUUUCUUCUCGGGCGUCUUUAUCGCAUUACCGCCCGUCUGUCUUGCUGUGUUGACAAAGGACAAGUCAAAACUCGGGACGAGAAUUGGUAUGGCCUUUGGCAUCACUUCAUGCAGUACGCUCAUUGGUGGACCUGGGGCGGGUGCGGUUCUGGGAGCAGAUUCUACUAAUUUGCAUUGGACGAGAACUUGGGUAUUUGGUGGGGUCUUUUCCAUCUUUUCCGGCUGUCUCUUCAUCUUACUUAGAGGGUGGACCACCGGAUGGAAGUUCAUGGUCAAGGUUUGA